CAGGCAUCGUCGUUACCAUGGCAACCCUCCUUCUCAGUGGCAGUUUCUAGCGAGUAGCUGGAAAGGGGGAAACAGUGCCUGGCGCUGAGGGGUGACGGCGCCCGUAGGGAGCGUGUCCAGGGGGAGGGAUGCAGAAGAGAAUCGCUGUUUUCUAGACAACCCUCAACCGGUUCCUCAGCAUCCGUUAAAAAGACUGUUUGAAGCGCGUCACGAGGGAGAGGGCAGUGCUCCGCGCCGAUUGGUGAAAGGCGUCUGCAGGGCGUUUCUGCGGGCGGUGCUCAGCGGCGGUUGGCUAGUGGGCGCGAAGGGGCGUGGCAUCUAAAUCUGCGGCGGUUGGCUGCUGCGCACGCGCGAGGGCUCCUGGCGGGACUGUGCCUCAGCGCUACCCGGCCCAUCACCCAUGGCCGCCUCGCUGCGCCCCGUGCCGCCGCAGUCCGCCCCGCGCCGCCCAGCGCUCGCAGCUCCCUUGGGCCGUGACACGAGCGACGUCCUGCAGCAGAUCAUGGUCAUCACCGACCAGAGCCUGGACGAGGCCCAGGCCAGAAAGCAUGCCCUAAACUGCCAUCGGAUGAAGUCUGCCCUCUUCAGCGUGCUCUGCGAGAUCAAGGAGAAGACAGCCACGAGCAUCCGGCAUGAGGAAGAGGAUCCUCCCGACGCUCAGCUCCUGAGGCUGGAUAAUAUGCUGCUGGCUGAGGGUGUGUCCAGGCCAGAGAAGAGAGGACGAGGAGCAGCAGCAGGCACCACAGCAACACCAGGUGGCUGUCCAAAUGGCAAUAGCAUUGAGCACUCAGACUACAGGGCCAAGCUGUCCCAGAUCCGACAGAUUUACCACUCUGAGCUAGAGAAGUAUGAACAGGCCUGCCGUGAGUUCACCACACAUGUCACCAACCUUCUUCGGGAACAGAGCAGGGUGAGGCCUGUGUCCUCCAAGGAGAUGGAGCACAUGGUGGGUGUCAUCCACAGCAAGUUCAGUGCCAUCCAGAGGCAGCUCAAGCAGAGCACCUGUGAGGCUGUCAUGACCCUGCGCUCACGGCUCCUGGAUGCCAGGCGGAAGCGGCGGAACUUCAGCAAGCAGGCCACUGAAGUGCUGAAUGAAUAUUUCUACUCCCAUUUGAGCAACCCUUACCCCAGCGAAGAGACCAAAGAAGAACUGGCCAGGAAGGGCGGUAUCACGGUGUCCCAGGUCUCUAACUGGUUUGGCAACAAAAGAAUCCGGUACAAAAAGAACACAGGGAAGUUUCAGGAAGAGGCCACCAUGUACACUGAGAAAACAUCCACAGCCACCAAGGCCCAGGGCCCAGGGGGACAGCCCAGCCCAGGUUCCUGUGGCCCCUUUCCCCUGACCAGUGGAGGUGACAUGGUUCUCACCCUGCAGACCCUGGCCUUCCUUCAGCCCCCACCUGGGGGAGUCUACCUCCAGCCCCCGGCCCACGGAAGCUGGCAGAGGGCCACCACUCCACAGUCAGCCUCACCACCUGCUGGAGAUUCUGGCAGCUUCAACUCAGAUGUGUCUAAUUAAGUUUUGGGACCCUGGUUGGGUGCCAUGAGUGACUGGCCCUGUAUUCUGCCAAUUACCUCAGAAGCCCUGGCUGUGGCGAUACCCUUGGCCUGGCUGCUCACCUCCACCUUGGCACAAUUAUUUUAACCAACAAUUUGUUGGUUUAUUGUGGAUCAUUCGUCUCAGGCUUCCUUCCAAGCCACUCCAUUAAAGUUUUUGACUUGUCUGCA
Messenger RNA from Alexandromys fortis (reed vole), 1728 nucleotides. RefSeq names its product PBX homeobox 4 (gene Pbx4). Gene Ontology annotation, cellular component: nucleus. The transcript has 8 exons. Gene Ontology annotation, molecular function: RNA polymerase II cis-regulatory region sequence-specific DNA binding; DNA-binding transcription factor activity. The record is from RefSeq and is a predicted model, not a curated record. Gene Ontology annotation, biological process: animal organ morphogenesis; neuron development; brain development. The coding region runs from base 401 to 1519 and encodes 372 amino acids. Lineage: Eukaryota; Metazoa; Chordata; Mammalia; Rodentia; Cricetidae.